This is a messenger RNA of Erythranthe guttata (spotted monkey flower), 932 nucleotides long. RefSeq names its product prefoldin 3 (gene PFD3). Gene Ontology annotation, biological process: protein folding; microtubule-based process; tubulin complex assembly. NCBI's taxonomy places the organism in Eukaryota, Viridiplantae, Streptophyta, Magnoliopsida, Lamiales, Phrymaceae. The record is from RefSeq and is a predicted model, not a curated record. Gene Ontology annotation, molecular function: tubulin binding. Gene Ontology annotation, cellular component: prefoldin complex; cytoplasm.
CAUCGUCAAGAGAGAGAAAUACAAAAACCUCAACACUGACACAGUAGAGAACUCAGAAGCACACACUACUCUGCAUCGAACUGCAUCUACUGGCGGCGGAGGAAAUGUCCACGUCAGCUAGCGCGACGGAGAGAAGAGGGAUUCCGGCUGCGUCGUUUGUUGAAGAUGUGCAGACCUACCUCUCUCAAUUAAAUCUCGACGUCAGCUCCGCCCUCGCACAUCUGCAAGAGAGACUUCAGCAAUACAGAGUGGUAGAGAUGAAACUUCUUGCACAGCAAAGGGAUCUUCAGGCGAAAAUUCCUGACAUUGAGAAGUGCUUAGACGUCGUUGCCACUUUGCAAGCAAAGAAGGGCACUGGUGAGGCAAUUAUUACUGAUUUUGAAGUGUCUGAAGGCAUUUACUCCCGGGCCCGUCUUGAAGAUGCGGAUUCUGUGUGUCUAUGGCUUGGAGCUAACGUCAUGCUGGAAUAUUCAUGUGACGAGGCAACUACCCUUCUUCAAAAGAAUUUGGAGAAUGCCAAAGCUAGUUUAGAAGUUCUUGUUGCGGAUCUACAGUUCCUAAGGGAUCAAGUCACGAUUACUCAGGUUACUAUUGCUCGUGUGUAUAACUGGGAUGUACAUCAACGAAGACUCAGGCAAGCUGCUGCCGCCACCUCAGUGUCAUGAUGAGAUCCUCGACGUGGCUCAAUUUUCCAAUAUAGGGUAUGACUCAAGUCUUUCUUUUCAUGUUUCUUGGGCACAUAUAUCUUUCUAUUGAGAUAAUCAUUAUUCAGUUUAUGGUUGUUGUGUCCAAUUGUUUUCUCAGGCAUGUUUGAUGUAAUAGUUAACUUCAUCCAAAAACAUAGGGUUGAAUCUAUGUACCUCGUUUGUAACAUUGUGAUUCUUGGUGUUCCUUAAUUUACGUGCGAACGAAUUCUUGUUCUUUGUUUGCCA